Komagataella phaffii GS115 is the source of this 453-nucleotide messenger RNA. RefSeq lists its product as hypothetical. The transcript has a single exon. The record is from RefSeq and is a predicted model, not a curated record. Bases 1 to 453 code for a protein of 150 amino acids. NCBI's taxonomy places the organism in Eukaryota, Fungi, Ascomycota, Pichiomycetes, Pichiales, Pichiaceae.
AUGAUUCCAUUUGAAGCUCUGAUCCCAUAUGCAAUCAUGUUUGCGGGAUUCUGUCUUGGUGGUGGUGUAAUGAACAGUGCCAUCACCGCUGAUAUCACCAAGAGAGCACGUGGUCCAAACCAAGAAAUUAAGAGAAACGUUGGCGAAGAUGAAGGCCCAAGGAACUACACAAAGCCUCGUUACAACACCGACCAAUGGGACAAAUAUUUUGCAGUCAGAGACCUGAGAUUGACCGGCUCUCUUAGAGGCCAAUCUGACAACGCCGUUGCUGAAGAAUCCUUCAAAACAAACUCCAUCCAACCUUACAGUAAUACUAGAAGACCAUGGGUGUUGAGAAGACAUAUCAUCAUGAAGAACUCUCCUACCAAGUGGGCUAGAAAAUACAGCAGUAGAAGAGACGAGAGAGAGCAAGAGAUUAAAGAUGACUACAUUAGAGGAAUGGGUGAACACUGA